AUGGGUUCAACAAAUGUGUCACAGAUUGUUGAUGAUAUUUGUGCGAAGUUUGAUGGAUUGAUACCAGGUGCGGUGUGUUUGGUGUUCGAUGUUCCCGGGUACAAGAAGUUUAAGGUGGAUAGUGACGAAGAUAUUCAAAACAUGUUGUGCCUUGCUAAGUCGUUUGGAAUAAAUCACAUUAAGGUCCUCAUUCAGGAAAGUAGUGUUGGUGUGGGGGGUAAUUGUGGUGUGGUGGAUUCCACGGAGGAUGGGGUAAUUUUCCGAGAUGCUAGUCGGAAUGGUUGUGUGGAUGACCAAAUGGACUUAUUACCAACAUACUGUCCGAACAGAUCGAAGACGUUUUUGUCGGUACAAUGGGCGUAUGGGAUUACCCAUGUGGGACAACGUUUUGACGGUGGAGCAACUGAAUUCCGUGAAGUUCUAUUAGUGUGCAAGUUUGCGGUGUCAACAGAUUGUUUGUGGUCAGUUCAUGCGAGGAUGUUACCGUCAACUGGGGUGUUAUGUAUUAAGAGGUUCGAUAGUGUGCAUACUUGCGGGGUUGCUGUACGUACUUGUAGGAACCCUCGUACUUGUUCUGAUUUGGUGUCUGUUGUUGUUGCGGAUCGAGUGCGCGAUCAGCCAUUGACGCGUCCUACCGAUGUUGUGUUUGACUUGAAAAAUGAGUAUGGUUUGGACAUUAGUUACCGGGUGGCAUGGUUUGGUGUUGAGAAAGCGAGAGGUGAAGUGUACGGGGAUCACGCUACGUCCUUCGAUCAACUCAGGUGGUAUAGCAAUGCCGUUAUGCAAAAAAACCCAAACAGUUACAUCAACUUUGAGUUUGACCAAAAAAUUGGGAGGUUUGUUAGGUAUUUUAUAUCAUUCCGCGCUUGUAUAGAUGGGUUCAAUCAUUGUCGACCUUUGUUGUUUUUGGAUGGAACGUUUUUGAAAGGUAGGUUCAAAGGCAAUUUGCUUGCGGUUACUGCUAAAGAAGCCAAUCAAGGAUUGUUUCCGGUCCUUUGCUAUUGUUGA
This is a messenger RNA of Camellia sinensis, 1008 nucleotides long. The record is from RefSeq and is a predicted model, not a curated record. Lineage: Eukaryota; Viridiplantae; Streptophyta; Magnoliopsida; Ericales; Theaceae.